GGGUGGGCAAACGGGUCCUGGACCCGCGGGUCGGGGCGGGUCUUUGCGGUUCGGGGCGGGUACGGGGCGGGUCUAAGAAUUACAAAUACAAAACGGGGCGGGGCGGGCCGGUUCCAGAUAAAUAACGGGGCGGGCCGGUUCUAAAGAUUGGAGAAAACGGGCCCCCGGCCCGGACCGUUGGUCUACUGUGAUUACGGUCUCUUUUAUUAUUAGAAUUCGACCCUCACUGUCACUCACCCUUUUAUUAUCAGGAUUUAGACCUAAUUCGAUCUCUCCGCUCGAUCUCUCUGCCUCCCUCGAUCUCUCCGCUCUCCCGAUCUCUCUCGAUCUCCUCUCUCUCGAUCUCUUCCCUCUCGAUCUCCUUCUUCUCGAUCUCUCUCUCUCACAGUCUUUCUUUCUCUCUCUCUCUCUCCCAUCUCACCUACCCUAAACCUUCACAAGCCGCCGUAAACCAGGCAUAUACCCAGCUCACCCGCCGUAAACCAUCUGCGCCAGCCACAAGCCGCCAUCCACAAAGCAUCACCAGCUGCGACUUUGUCUCUGAUCUGUUUAAAUUUUCAGGAUCAUAUUGUACCGGUUGUCUCCUCGAUUUUCUUACGCAGGCUGCUUCUUCCUGGGGUUCAUCAUAAUAUUGCUUUGCGCUCAACCUUGCUGGAUUAUAACAGGCACUGGAGUGAUUCAGAUUUCCAUUCUCUAACCGCCGAUAUGUUGAAGAAGGAAAUUCUUUCCCUGAUUGAACAUGAGGGUGUUAGUGAUAAUUCAACGUCAAUAUUGUGCUGUUGGAAAAAAUUCUGUUCUCCCUACUUCCAAAAUUGGUGCAAGAGCAAUGCACUACGUGGCUUGCUUUUGGAUUCCUACAGGGGUAGUUUUGGAUUGAUCAGAAAGAACUCAGUAUCUCUUUUUCGUUGUUCGGAGAAUAUUGAGCGGCUUAUUAAUGGUAUCUCAGGUACUUCUGAUGAUCUCAUCCAUCUUGUUACCAUGGAGGCGGGUUUAAUUCUUCAAUUAGAGGUGCUCGUUAAAAUGCUUAGAUGUGUUGUUAAUGUCAGCCAACAAUUGGGAAAAACAGCUUCUGCUAUAUUUUAUGAAUCAUUAGUUAGUGCACCACUCGUUAUCUCAGCUGAGGAAAUUACUCAUCUUUUGAAGAAUUUAGAAUCUGGAUAUGGUUCAACGGUAGCAAUGCUUCAUGUAUCAGAGCAUGGACCUGAUGUUGCUUUGGAGAGAAACCUGGCUGAUAAAAAAAAAUUGAGGAAAAUUUCUAUUGGCAUGCUGUUAUCUCUUCAUGCCUUGCACAUGAAUCGUACUGUUAUUUCUUUCUAAUGCAGUGUCACUGUGAUUGUGCAGUUGCAAAUUGCAAUCUGUGCAGUUUGCAAACUGUGCAGUUUUCAAACUGUGCAGUGCAGUUAAAAAAAAAAAAAAAAAAAAAAAGGGUACCCGUGUACCCGGCCCGAACCGGCCCGUUUUAACCGGGCCGGGUAAUGUCCGGUUCCUAUACAAGAAAAUCCAAUCCCCGCCCCGUCCCGGCCCGUUUCGGGUAAUGUCAGGUUCCUACAAACUUAGGUUCGGCCCGGCCCGUGCCCAGCCCUAGUUCAUAUUAAAUCACUCUGCAAAAAAUGAAUUAAAACUAAAGUUUUUUAGUCAAUCUCUUUUAGCAAAUACAUAGAUGGU
Malus domestica (apple) is the source of this 1665-nucleotide messenger RNA. The record is from RefSeq and is a predicted model, not a curated record. NCBI's taxonomy places the organism in Eukaryota, Viridiplantae, Streptophyta, Magnoliopsida, Rosales, Rosaceae.